Molecule: messenger RNA, 2638 nt
Organism: Dermatophagoides pteronyssinus (European house dust mite)
Lineage: Eukaryota; Metazoa; Arthropoda; Arachnida; Sarcoptiformes; Pyroglyphidae
Gene: Tbh
Product: Tyramine beta hydroxylase
Biological process (GO): octopamine biosynthetic process; dopamine catabolic process; norepinephrine biosynthetic process
Cellular component (GO): secretory granule membrane
Molecular function (GO): copper ion binding; dopamine beta-monooxygenase activity
Source: RefSeq, a predicted model, not a curated record
UCAAACUGAUCAAAUCGAUUUUCAAUGUUAUCAAUAUAGGGUUUUCGAUUGAAUUUUUUGCCAUUGACUCAACGACAGAAACUAUCAGCAAUAAUCCUCAAGGCAACAGAUGAAUGCGGAUGAUAGUUUCAGUAGUUCUUCCGAUGAAUCGUCUUUGAUAGCCACCACACCUCCUCUACAACCACAAUUUGUUUCCGUACAGCCAUCAUCAUCAUCAUCAGUUAAUCAAAAAUCUAAAAAACGAAAUCCAGGUUUAAAUCCAACUUGUAAUCACCGAUUGGCUUCAUUGUCUAAAGAUGACGAUGAUAGUGAUGAAGAAGACGAUUUAUUUCCAUUAAUCGAUUCAAAACAAGAACAACAAACAUUUCGUCUAUCAUUGAAUAAAAAUAAACGUAGUCGUCAAGAAUUUUGGCUUGUCUGUAAGGCAUAUUUUGCCAUAACAUUCCUCAUGACUGCAUUAGUUGCACUAUUUUUUUUAUUUUUUAAUCAUUUAAUUUUAAACUCCAAUGGAUCAACUUCCAUUACCAAUCAACAAAGGCCACAAGAUGAUGACAAUAAUUUGACAAAAUCGAAUUCAUCGAUAUCAACUUAUCAGAUCAAUUUGGAUAUCGAUGAUCAUUUCCAUCUAUUCUGGUCGCCAGAUUAUUUGGACGAAACAAUUUUAUUUGAAUUGAAACUUAAACUAAAAACCAAUUAUGAUUGGUUCGCUUUUGGCUUUUCUGACCAUGGAUCCAUUGCAAAUGCUGAUCUAUGUUUGAUCUGGACAGAUAAACGUCGAAGAUUGCAUUUAGAGGAUGCAAAAACUGAUAAUGAUAGUAUGGUGAUUAUCAAAAAUCAUCACGAUCAUCAAUCAAAUGAUUGUCAAUUCAUCAAAUCUAAACAUGAUCGCCAACAAAAAAUGCUUUAUGUAGCGUUCCGGAGAUAUUUCGAUACAUGUGAUCCUGACGAUUAUCAAAUCGAUAAUGGCACCACUCAUAUGGUCUAUGUUACUGGUCGUGGUCCAUUAUCUCGAUCAGAAGGAUUACAUCUAAUUGAUUAUCAACAUGGAUUUCAGCGAGCACAGCUAUUGAAACCACCUCCUUUAAAUUCGAAGUCGAAAACAAAAAUUAGUGAUGAACAACUUCAAACUUUAGAUUUUUUAGUUGAUAAUGUUACUAUUCCGAAUGUUGAGACAACAUAUUGGUGUACGUUGAUUAAAUUACCCGAAACAUUUAAACAACGAAUUCAUAUCGUACAAUAUGAAGCCAUCAUAAAUGAACAAAAUAAAGAUAUUGUACAUCACAUGGAAUUAUUUCAUUGUGAAGUUGAUGCCAAAAAGAAACUGCCGCCAUGGAAUGGUCUUUGUCACGAUUCAAACAUGCCAGAAUUAUUAGAACAAUGUAAACGAGUUACAGCUGCAUGGGCUUAUGGCGCUGGACCAAUGAUUUAUCCGGAAAAUGUUGGACUACCAGUUGGUGGAGAAAAUUAUUCCCUCUACGCAAUGAUCGAAGUACAUUACAAUAAUCCAGAAAUGAAAGCAGGAUCUGUAGACAAUUCAGGAAUAAGAAUCCAUUAUACUAAAAGAUUACGACCAAUCGAAUCCGGCAUAUUAGAGAUUGGUCUGGAAUAUAUUGAUAAGAAUUCCAUUCCGCCGAACACAUUGAUGGAAUCACGAGGAUAUUGUGUAUCGGAAUGUACGAGGGUUGGUUUACCACCAAAUGGUAUCACUAUUUUUGCAUCCCAAUUACACACUCAUCUGACUGGUGUUGGUACUUGGACUGAACAUGUUCGUGGUGGUAUUCAGCUACCUGAUCUUAAUCGUGACAACCACUAUAGUCCACAUUUCCAAGAGAUACGAAAACUUCCUAAUGGUGGCGUACACGUUUAUCCGGGUGAUGCAUUGAUAAAUGUUUGUCGUUAUGAUACACGAAAACGUACACGUAUGACUUUUGGUGGUUAUGGUAUUUCUGACGAGAUGUGUGUCAAUUACUUACAUUAUUAUCCACGUAGCAAUCUAGAAGUUUGUAAAAGUUCGAUCGAUACCGAUCAUCUGAUGAAAUAUUUUGAAACAAUGCGAAUAAAUGAAAAUCAAAAUACAUCAAUACAUUAUUCUGUUGCAGAUAAUUUUAAUAAUAUUCAUUGGACACCUUAUCGUAUACAAAAAUUGAAUCAACUUUACCAGACGGCACCACUAUCUGUUCAAUGUAAUCAAUCAUCAGGACAAAGAUUUCCGGGUUAUUGGAAUGGAAUCCCGUUGACCACGGUGAUACAGAAACCAAUAGAUCAGGCGAAGAAUGCGACCAAUAAUCGUUGCCGUUGGGUAUUGAAAAAAUUUCAUCCUAUUAAUGGUGAUGAUGAAAAUGAUUUUGACGACGAUGAUGACGAAAGAUUCAUGGAUAAUGAUGAUGAUAGCGAAUAUGAUGAUAAUGACGCCAUGAACACUAUCUGGUAUCGUCGAAGACAACAUCAACGUAGGCUGCAACGUAAAUGGAAGCAAUUGCCAUCGAAAUUGAAACGAUCAGAUUUCAAUGAUCAUUCACAAAUGAUUGUAUGAUCAUUGAUGAUUAUAAUUUAAAUGAUAUCAGAUAUUCAUUCUAAAAACAUUUGAUAUGUUCAAUAAACAACAAAAUUCCAUCAAAUUCGAUUAUCAUUAUAUGAA